Molecule: messenger RNA, 3570 nt
Organism: Patiria miniata (bat star)
Lineage: Eukaryota; Metazoa; Echinodermata; Asteroidea; Valvatida; Asterinidae
Product: metabotropic glutamate receptor 4-like
Exons: 2
Coding region: 161-2764 (867 amino acids)
Biological process (GO): regulation of synaptic transmission, glutamatergic; G protein-coupled glutamate receptor signaling pathway
Cellular component (GO): membrane
Molecular function (GO): group II metabotropic glutamate receptor activity
Source: RefSeq, a predicted model, not a curated record
CACGUUUAAAUUUUACUCCAAUAGUUCUUCUGACUCUCCGGUUGUGUGAUAUUGCUGUUGAUGCAUGCAAGACAGCAAAUGUAGCCUAAACUAACCUCACGCACGCUGCGAACUACCAGGAGUCGGAUGGCCCAGGCAUUCUACGGAUAAUCUACACACGAUGUCUGUAUCCGCAGUUUGGUGCCUGAGCUUACUGAUCGUGAGUUCUGCAGUAACCCACACCACCCGUGCCGUCACUGUGCUGCCUAAGACAUGUAUGUCGCAUCACCAGCCGGGGGACAUUGUGCUAGGAGGAAUUUUCCCCCUCCGAUUUGCAAGCCGGCCAGCGUGUUCCGGCAGGCUCUCACCGUGGGCUGUGCGCCUGGCAGAGGGGAUGGUGUUCACGAUCAACGAAAUCAACCGCCGUGACGAUCUUCUGCCCAACGUAACGCUGGGUUACGAUCUGCGUGAUGACUGUCGAUCUGAGGAGGUAGCUAUGUGGACGACUCUAUCGUUUAUCCACAACAGCAGCACGGCCUUCCCGGAGUAUCUGGACUGCACACCGGAGACCGUCGGACGAGUCAGUGGGAUAGUUGGUACGGGAUUCAGCCAGACCAGCAUCUUCGUGGCUAAGACGGCAUCUCUGUUUCAAGUCCCCGUUGUGUCGUAUGCUGCAUCCAGCGAUGAGCUGAGUGACAAUACUGCCUUCCCGUAUUUUCUCCGCACCUAUCCCCCUGACAGUCUGCAAGUCGAUGUCAUCCUGGAUGUUCUGGUUCACUUCCAGUGGGAAUACAUCGCUUUGUUGUACUCCUUGACGAGCGAUGGGAUUCACGGCGCAUUCGCCUUGCAGGAACAAGCCGAAGAAAUGGGGGUCUGCGUGGCUUUCUUGUCCCCGAUGCGCGAAUUUCCAACGGACGAUGAGCUGGAAGCCAUCAUUGAGAAACUGCAGACACAUAGCAAAGUGGAAGUGGUGGUGCUUUUCGGCGCUAAAAGCGAGGCACAGGCCGUUCUCAGGGCUGUGAAAGAAUCCGGAAUGAGGCAAAUCGUGUGGCUUGGUACAACCCACUGGGGAUACCAGUUGCUUGAAGAUGAUCUAGGAGAUGUUGCGGUAGGUGCUUUAUUCGUCAGGGACUACAGACCCACAGUGCAGGCAUUUGGUGAGUACUACGCUUCGCUGGAUCCAUCCUCACCCGACACCAGUCCUUGGUUUAAGGAGAUGGCAAACGAAUGGCUCUUGACUAAAAACUGCUCCCACCUGUCCAAGUGCCCACUCAGUCGCGGCAACACCGAGGGAUUGAUAAUGAACUCGGUCAACGCUUUUGCCUACGCUAUGGACACACUUCUGCGACAAAAUUGCUCCGAAGGACUUUGCCAGCAAGAUAACCUCCAGCAAAUGAGCGGAGAAUCGCUCUUACAUGCGCUGAGGAACGUCCAGUUUAAAGGUCCAUACGGCCAAGUUUCUUUUGACUCCAAUGGCGACGGGAGAGGCAGGUACGGUGUUUCCAACUGGCAAUAUCAUAACGGCAAGUAUAAGAUGGAGGACAUUGGCGUGUGGGAUGCGGUCAACUCGACACACCUGUGGCUCAAUGACCAUUUGAUACAGUGGCCCGGCAACAGCUCCAGCCAGCCUCGGUCCGUGUGUAGAGAAGAUUGCUUGCCGGGCUAUGCCUUCACCACCCUGCGCCAACGAUGCUGCUCAGGCUGCACCAAAUGCCUAGACAACAACAUUGUCGUCAAUGAGACGUUGUGCUCUCCGUGUGAGGAAGCCCACUGGCCGGACAGCGACUUCAAGACCUGCAUUCCCAUCGUUCCAACCAGACUCCAACUCAGCGACCCUCUGGUGGCUACUGUCUUGAGCCUCUUGAUCGUCGGUUUGGCCUGCUGCUUGCUGACCGGCUUUGGUAUGGUCGCCAAACGCAAGCACAUCUUGAUAAAAGCCACGAGCCGCGAGUUGACAUGCAUCCACAUCACUGGACUCAUGCUGUCUUACGGAGCUGGCUUGAUACUCCUGACAGCAUAUCCCACCCUUGCGUCCUGCAUUGCCUUCGAGUCCUUCAUCAGCAUCAGUUUCACCAUGUCCUACGCUCCCACUCUGCUGAAAGUGCUCAGGAUCCAUCGGAUCUUCAAGAGUGGUCGAGUGACAAACAAACGCCCAAGGUUUACGUCUCCCAAGUCACAGAUUGUCAUCGUUGUAAUCUUUAUUGUGGCUCAGCUUAUCAUGUCGUUCUUGUCGGCAACGCUCAGCCCCUCCACUCCAUACAAGCUGUACACACUAGACAUGGGCAACUACAGCGAGAUCUACUGCGCCUUUGGCUACGGCUUCCUGGCGCCUUGCCUCCUCAACCUGGCCAUCAUCACGGCUUGCUGCUACUUCGCAUUCCGCGCACGCAAGGUACCAGACAACUACAACGAGUCCCGCUUCAUCGGCAUCAGCGUGUACACCACGCUGGUGCUGUGCCUAGCGGCUAUCCCGGUCUAUACGACAACCAACCGGGUCCUGCCCAAAGUGGCUACCAUCAGCCUAGCCGUAACCCUCAACUCCUACCUUUCGCUGGUAUGCCUGUAUCUCUCCAAGCUCUACGUCAUCGUCUGCGGGUAUAAAGUCCAGCCGAGUACCAACCGCGGUUCCUUCACGUUACAGAAUGCCGCUUCGACCUCCGCGUUCGCAGCGACCACAUCCAAUGUGCGUCAACCGGUCAUGUCCGCCUGGGGCAGCGAGUCCACUCACGGCCUUAACCCGAUGAUGGCAUACGGCGCGAGCACUUCCGAAUCCAAUAAGGCUUAGGCAAACCCCAUCCAGCCCACAAUACAAUUACACAAUGCACUCUGGUGCACUUUUACAGACACUUUCCGCACUUCCGGAUCGCGCAACCCCGUCUCAUCCUUCCGAGAAAAAUAUCAACAAUUGGGUUGUCUCACGCAAGAACGGUCUAAUGAAUCAAUGAAGUUCUAAAUUGUGAGAGAAAUAACGGCCACCAAAAAUAUCAUGGGAGAAAUAUCAACGGACUCAACCCUGAGGGCAUGUGUCUACUAAUUCACUGUAUCUUUUUGAAAUGUUUCCAAUGCACUCCUUCUGUUGCAAUGAAGUUGGAACUUCACCCACAUACCUUAACAAAAGUACAUGUACAAUACAUGUGGAUAGAAAGAAUUUAACCCGAAUUCGGAUACCCGAAGCACCAUUGAUGUAAUUCAAUACAGUUUGAUAAGAUUCACUGUGAACACAAUGUCGUACAAAAGGCAGAGAAAAUACCACGGGGUUUCAAAACCACUGCAUUAAAUUAAUGUUUCCCGCGCCUCUUUCCAUCUCACACGACCGAGGCAUUUUACAGGCAAGUUGCGCCAGACAGUCUCCAAAAAUCUCCCUGUAAUGUUUUGUGGGAUUUCCACAAAGUGUUUGAUAAAAAUGCAGCCGGGGGUCCUUAAUAGCUUGCAGUGCAUUAUUUGCUGCCAAAUUCAAAUUCCCUGAUGUGACUUUGCCCCUAAGCAUUAAUAAGAAACAAUCCUUUUCACCGAAUCUCAUGAAAAUACACACCUAAUGUUUAGUCGUGAUUCAAUAAGACGCCUGUCCCUCGUGAUACCAGCCCAUAAAGC